AUGGUGCAGGUGCAAGUAGAAUUCCUUGGUGGCCUCGAUGUCAUAUUUUCUAAGCAACGGAAACAUCAGGUUUCUGUAGAGGGAGCGAACGGCUCAGUCACGGUAGGUGAUCUCAUAGACUACAUCGUUUCAAAUAUGAUCCAAAAACAGAAAGAUGUGUCCGUCUUUCUCGAGGAUAAUACUAUUCGGCCAGGUAUAUUGACCUUGAUUAAUGACACUGACUGGGAACUUGAAGGGGAAAAGGAAUAUGUCCUUGAGGAUGGAGAUAUUGUAUCCUUUACCUCUACUCUACACGGAGGAUAA
This is a messenger RNA of Eremothecium gossypii ATCC 10895, 303 nucleotides long. RefSeq names its product ubiquitin-related modifier URM1 (gene URM1). Gene Ontology annotation, molecular function: protein tag activity. Gene Ontology annotation, cellular component: nucleus; cytoplasm. Gene Ontology annotation, biological process: protein urmylation; tRNA thio-modification. The coding region runs from base 1 to 303 and encodes 100 amino acids. The transcript has a single exon. The record is from RefSeq and is marked provisional. Lineage: Eukaryota; Fungi; Ascomycota; Saccharomycetes; Saccharomycetales; Saccharomycetaceae.